Molecule: messenger RNA, 1233 nt
Organism: Xenopus tropicalis (tropical clawed frog)
Lineage: Eukaryota; Metazoa; Chordata; Amphibia; Anura; Pipidae
Gene: ubl3
Product: ubiquitin like 3
Exons: 5
Coding region: 593-946 (117 amino acids)
Cellular component (GO): plasma membrane
Source: RefSeq, marked provisional
GAGACGAUAUGACAGGAAGGAGAAACUGCUGAUCGGAGCGCCGGCUGCAAGUCACACGGGAGAGGGGAGCAGGAGAGCCUACGAGCCGCAAGGGGGGCCCAGCUAGUGCGUUCCCGUUGAGCCGCUGCCCUGCAGUCUUGCUUCGGUCGGGAGCUGCGGAGAGUGGGGUGACGCAUUUGUGGGGUUCGGAUGUGACGGUGAGGAGAUCUCUCCGGGAUCCCUUGGUUCCGUUACUGGGCGGAAGAGAGAAUUGAGUGUAGUGGCGCUUCCCUGCUGCGCCUUCCUGUCGCCCUUCUCUCCUCGCCCCCCGGAGCCUGCGGAGUGAAACUUUAUCCCUAUAGCUGGGGGGGAGGCUCCGCGUAUCGCACAGCCUUGUGUCCCACAGCCUUCGUCUCCCUCCCCCACCAGCCUUCCCUCCCCCAGUGUGUGUGUGUAGUGCCCGCAGCCCGGUAUCCGGAACCCGCAUGUCCCAGCUGGUCUGUGUGCGCAGCACCCCCGGGCCCCGCUAGAUCUACCCGCCCCCCCUUUGGAUUUAACUGGGACAUUGUGACACUCAAUAUCGCCCGGCCUUGCCCCCCCUACGGCUGCCGAGAUGUCCAGCUCCGUCCCAGCGGAUAUGAUUAAUUUGCGCUUAAUCUUAGUAAGCGGCAAGACAAAAGAGUUCCUGUACUCACCGAAUGAUUCGGCGGCAGAUAUUGCUAAGCACGUAUAUGAUAAUUGGCCCAUGGAUUGGGAGGAGGAACAAGUCAGCAGUCCAAAUAUACUUCGGCUUAUAUAUCAAGGACGAUUUCUUCACGGCAAUGUGACUUUAGGAGCCUUAAAACUUCCCCUUGGCAAGACAACAGUGAUGCACUUGGUCGCCAGAGAGACAUUGCCAGAGCCAAACUCUCAAGGUCAGAGAAACCGCGAGAAGACCGGGGAGAGCAAUUGCUGUGUAAUCCUGUAAAUCCCGACGUGUCUGCGAAGUGUGAUGUAAUAUAGUCUUUGUCUUUCAUGCUGCUGGAAUAGAGGAGACCAUCGCUUCACAGAUCCUUAGAACAACAACCCGUCCGUCUCUCCAUGGACCUUAGACAUGACAAGAACACGUUCAUAGAACUCUUUUCUCAAGAGAUCCAGAACAUUCAUUCUGACUUUUUAUUUUCUUGCAGAGUAACUUUGUAUGUCGUAGUAUUUUCAUUUCUGAAUGCAUUCAGUCUCCGGGGUGGGGGUGGGGAAGGAAACAAAAAAAAAAAA